Calidris pugnax (ruff) is the source of this 3609-nucleotide messenger RNA. RefSeq names its product tumor necrosis factor receptor superfamily member 18 (gene TNFRSF18). Gene Ontology annotation, molecular function: protein binding. The transcript has 7 exons. The coding region runs from base 1902 to 2678 and encodes 258 amino acids. Gene Ontology annotation, biological process: positive regulation of cell adhesion. Lineage: Eukaryota; Metazoa; Chordata; Aves; Charadriiformes; Scolopacidae. Gene Ontology annotation, cellular component: external side of plasma membrane. The record is from RefSeq and is a predicted model, not a curated record.
GGUCCCUUCCAACCUCAAUGAUUCAAUGAUUCUAUGAUUUGUCCUCAAGCUUCUUUUUACCCCAGGCUUUGGGACAGUGCUACGUGAGCUGUCACCACUGAUACAUGAUGUCCUUCUAGGCAGCUGAUGUCCCUGUGUCCCCUUGGCCUAACCGUGUCCUCGCUGCAGUACUGGCCUGCACCCCAUGCACUGGUUGUUCCUUCACGCUUUCUGCUGCCCAUCUGAGCUGCUGUUCUACCACUGGUUCCCUGUGUGUCCCUCCUGUAGCUGUCACGACAUAGUGAAGGGCUCUUUACUUAAAGACAGGCUGACACUUGUACCACAGAAUGUGACUCCUGUAGCUGUCAAUGGAGUUUUCUUACAGGGGGUUGAAAACAGCUUACAAGAUGGAGCUUACAAAGCAAUUUGUAUAUCAGUCUCUUACAAAUACUAUUAAUUACUCAGAAAUGACGUAGCUUUCAUGUAAACAACCUCUUCCUUGUAGGACAACUGCAUGGCUUCUUUGGUCACCUAUUAUGGGUAAUCAGAAAAAUCUCAGUGUCAGGAAACCAAAUAACUCCCCCUGGUAACAGUACUAUUUCAUUGAUGACGUUAGGUCCAAAGAGCGUCAGUAAAGCUAGUGCACUUGCAAGAACUUAAUUACAUUGAGAAGUGGUUAGGCUCUUUCUUUUUUUUUUUUUCUUCGUUUCUUUUUUGUUCUUUCCAGAAGGUUAGUAAUUUGGACAGUGCAGUGAUCUGUUGGCUCCAGUGGCACCAAGUGAAAAAGAAGCUGUAGAAUGAGGCUCCUGGGAGAUGUGCGUAAUGUUCGGCUUGUGGCUGGAUGUCCUUAAGGUGGGCAAAAGCAGAAUUCACAGCCAGCUCUGUGAGUACUCUUAGGAACAUGGGCCCUGCCUGAAGACAGAGGUACAAGUUGUCCCAUUGGUGCAUGUCAGUGGGUGAAAGAAUCCACUGGUUCUUGCUUCAGACCUCAUCCUUGAGCACUCCUAAUGUGAUGUGUGCAGGUCAUGGUAGCACAGAGGAAGGAGAAGAGAUUAGGAAACCUGUAACGUUUUUUCUUCUGUUCCAUCACUGUGUGUGCUUAUGUUUCAGCCUUAAUCUGCCCUGAGCCACUGCAUUUGGGGUCUUUUGCCCCAUUUGUUUCUGUACCUCCCUUCCGUUGCUGAAGGAAAGAGAAGAAACCCAUCUUCCCCACAUUUCGUGAUGCAGUGAGGCCUCACACUCAGAACUGAGGUUCGUUUCUUGGAGAAAGUCAUAAAUCAUAAAGACCUCUUCAUCCACAACUGAGGAACUAGAGCCUGGCAUGCAAGAGACCUUUCGGUUCAAACUCCAGCACACAAGCCUUUGGAGAGUCUCUCUUCAAAGGGACAGCAGCGUCAGUGUUUGGAUGCUCCUUUUCAGUGGCAACUGGGAGCUCUGAACCCCGAGAUAUUUUUAAGCAUCUUGGCCCCUCACUUCUUCUCUUUGUCUCUUCAGGUCAGUGCUAUGUCUUGCUGGUUUGUGCGAAGGAGAAGGCACUGCGUGCUACAUGUGCUUAGACAACCCCAAAGACCACAUUUCUUCACAGGUGACGUGGGCAGAAAGAAACUCUGCAGGUGAAGGAACCCCUGUGUGUGUGUGUGUGUGUGUGUGAAGGUAGAGACUGAGGAUUCCUCAUUUCUGAAAAGUCUUAGUCAGAUAUUGUGUAGUUAACCCUGUAGCUGCUGCUGAGUAAAGCCACCGAACAGGUGAUGAGGAGGUGAGAACUGAUGCUUAUCGAUGAGUGAAAUAAGCAUUUAUUCUUUCAGUAGGUGCAGAGAGAGCUGGAAAUGGCAGUGCCAUUAACAUACAUCACAAGCAGGACUGAGCAAGAAGGAGAUUGACGGACAAAAUGUCACUACCUUGCGUCAGAGACAGCUCCAGACAUGACUGCACUGGCCAGUGAAGUUGCUCACCUCAAGAUUCGAGCUUGCCUGCUGCUGGUGGCCUGUCUGUGGCAAUGGACACGGCAAACCCUGGCCACACCGUGCCCGGAUGGUGAACUGAGAACCAUCACCAAAGACGUGAAGAAAUGCUGCCCCAAAUGCAUCUUGAGAGCAGGAGACAACAGCACGUGUCAAAACGUUGAGGACCAUGACUGCAAGUGUCGGCAGGGGUACAGCUGCGUCGAUAGCGUGUGUCUUUACUGCAAAAAGCUGCCCGAGUGUGCAGAAGGGGAGGAGCUGGUUAAGUUUGGCUCUUUAGACUUCACGUUCAAGUGCAAACCCUGUGAGAUAGGAACCUAUUCUAAUGUUAAGAAUGGCUGGUGCCAUAACUGGACUGAUUGUGAAAGUUCUGGGUUUCUAACAAUCAAGCAAGGCAACAGUACACAUAAUACAUUAUGUGGUGUCGCUUCUAAAGGUUCAGAGCAAGUUCCCAUUCCAAAGGACACUCUAUACACCACCAUCCUGGCUAUCCUUACCGCAGUAGCUGUAUUUGUUCUCAUCUUGCUGACCUUCUUCUUGCAUUUCUGCAUAUGGUCUCUGAAGAAGGAAAAAUACUACACAGCUGAUGAUCUGGAACAUAACCUCCUUAGGCUGUCGGGGGCUCCACAGCUGUCACACCAGAGAGAAGAGACUUACAGCUGUCAGUUUCCAGAAGAAGAACAUGGAGACAAAACACCAGAAGAAAAGUCUUGCUUUUUCCACCCUCAGAGUCCAUAACGAAAACAGACCAAUUGCAAUGUGCUGUGAGAACUGGGAGCUGAGCUCAGCUUUUCAAGACAAAAAGAAAGGAGGGGCUGGGUGCAUAAAGCAUCGUUCUGUAGAUAGCAGUAAGGAAUGCCUUUGGAGGGAGUUUCGCUUUGUUUCUUCUCAACAAACCUCGCAUUUAGAAACAGACCAACCUGCUAAGUCAGGCUGACUUUCUGUUCAGCUGCAUUCUGUUCUUCCAAGUUUCCUGGUUUGUUGUUUCUUUGUUUGUUUGUUUUUCAUUGAUGCUCUCUUCAACUUUCUUUGGGACCAGGGACCCUUCUUGUCAUUAUUCCCUUCUGCAUCUUCUGCACGUGUCUCUGUGAUGUUCCCAUGAAAUCCUCUCCUCUCCAGCCCCAACAGAAGGUGGUGGUUCAGCCCGUCUCCGUGCACAGAGGUGCCAGUGUGAGACUGCCAUGGCCACACCAUUUCUGCUUCCAAAGGUUUUCCUGUGCAUGUUCUGUGACUCCCUCAUCCCUCCAAGGAAACUAAAGGGGAGAAGGGAGUAACAUUUAUCCUCCUCUUCUAUAACUCAGCAAUCCUGGUACCUGGGAUGUUGGAUUACAAAAGGGAGACUUCUGAAAGGCUCAAAUGAGGAUCCCAAUGUCUGGAGAACAACAUUCACCUAGUUUAUAGAGAAGGAAAAGACAGUGGAAAACAGAAAAGCCCAACAUUUGUUCUUGAUGCUUUUUUUCAUUUUUAGAUAUAAAUAUUUUUGUGGUGACUGCACUAACAGAUUCAAAGCUCUGGAUGCCUUCUGGUUUGGCCUUCUGGUGAAAGCUGCUCAGAGUAGACUCUUUUAUGACCGAAUCAGCCCUGGGCAAAAAUGAGGUUUGACUCUGCCUUCACAUGAAAGGUUAUAAAUAUCAGACAGUACAACCAUAAUGUCAGCUUCCUCAUGAUU